Messenger RNA from Helobdella robusta, 282 nucleotides. RefSeq lists its product as hypothetical. The record is from RefSeq and is a predicted model, not a curated record. The transcript has a single exon. NCBI's taxonomy places the organism in Eukaryota, Metazoa, Annelida, Clitellata, Rhynchobdellida, Glossiphoniidae. The coding region runs from base 1 to 282 and encodes 93 amino acids.
AUGGAUGACGCCCAUUCAAAAUCGGCGGCAGAGGUGGUUUUGUAUUUCAGAACGAAUGAAAACACGGGCCUGAGCGACGAUCAGGUAGCCGAGUACCAAGAAAAGUACGGUCCAAAUGGUAUGUGUGUGUGUGUGUGUAUGUGUGUGCGUGUGUAUGCGUGUGUGCGUGUGCGUGUGUGUAUGUGUGUGCGUGUAUGUAUGUAUAGUUUGCAUGUAAACCCGUCGUUUCAUUGUAUGUUGUUAAAAAAUGAUUCUUAUUUUUAUUUAAACAGCUCCAGCUGA